GAGUAGUUAUGAAUUUUUUUUAAAAAAUAAUUUUUGUAGAUCAUUUAGGUAAGGAAAAUCAAAUAGCGUGUCUCGGUGAUUGAGGAGCAUUUUUAAACAUUUGUUAUAUUUUAGGCUUCAUGCGUUACUGGAUUAAUAACUUAGUCACCUAUAAGUAACGUUGAACUUGGAACUUAUGUGAAUCAGUGCAAGUGCAACGUCAUGUCAGCACAGGAAGAUAAAAUUAUUAAAAUUAAUAUCUAAGUAGUAGAAAUAGUAGUAAGUUAGGGAUACAGAAUAUGAUUUGAGAAAAAUGAAUUUGUAUAAUAAAAGGCAAUAAAUAAUUUUGAGACUCUGGAUCUAUAAUGAGACAAAGAACGAGUAUAUCUACAUCACUGUGAUUUAUUCUGUGACGUAAUGCGAUGUCUCGAACCAAUUGGUAUGAUAAUCGUGAGGAUCCCAACCGGUUGGUCUAGAUCUACCAACAUGACUCAAACCAAGUGUCUGUAACUUCAUGAACUGAUGCUACGUUUUAUUUGACCGUUUCUAGCUCUCUUUCAACAUACCCCCAUGCGAUCCAUCAUCGUUCGGCACGCUAGAUAGUUGUUGGGCAUACUUAAGACAUGUCCUACCCCACUCAAUAGGCAGGGACUCACAAUCUUAUCAACCGAUAUAACUUUCCAUUGUGCCCUGGAUUUAAAUUCAACAUUUUUUACUCGUUGUGCUCUUUAUGCGCAGAGAUUAUGGUAAGAUGCAUACAGUCAAAUAAUAAUAACCUACACAUGUCUUCUGUUUUCGUAGACCACAUUCUACAUCCAAUUCAAUAAAACCAUCGGUUCAAAACUGCGUGACUAAUGGUUACAAUUCUGUCGAAAUCAUAUUUUAUUUUCAUAUUGAUCAUCGUAAUUUAUAUAAACGGAACUCAGUGUACCAAGAAAAUAAGUACUGUCAAACACAUCAUUAAACUUAUAUUUAACUAAAUGAAUCAUGAUGUAGAAUUACUUAGGACAUGGAUCAAAAGGAAGUUUGCUUAAAAGAAGUCAGUCAUCACUGAAGACUAUAUUCACUAGCCAACUAAUCAACCAGUGAUUAGCAUGAUUGUAUAAAACAAGAACCCAUGAUAAUUAAUCGUCAUAUAAGUUUGAAAGAAGAAGAAAAAGGCUUUGAGGCAGAGCAAAUGCGACUUCGUCAAAAAGAACGUGAGGAAAUGGAAAAACAUCAAGAACAGCUAAGAUUAGAACGUGAAGAGGUUAAAAAAGCCAGAGCGUCCAAAAGACAUUCAAAAGUUGCUGAAGAACAAGAGUCCAGUAAAAACAAUCAAGCAAGACGAAUGAAUUAUCAUAAACAAGGUCUUGGAGGUUUAAGUAAAGAGCGUAGAAAAAAAUUGAAGGAAAUGAUCUUGCAAAAAGCAAAAAAUGAACUUCUUGAAGAAAGAAGAAAAGAACUUCGUAACCGUGAAGAUCACAUCAAGAAACAAGCUCCUCCAUUCGACAUUGAUGGUUUAAAUCAGAUGCAACUUGAACAAAAGGUGAAGUCGUGGUACGAACACGUUAAACAAUUGGAAUCACAAAAAUACGAAUGGGAACAAAGAUUACGCAAACAGGAUGAAGAAAUUAACGAACUGACAGCUCAGUUAUGCUCAAUUAAAGGACACUUUCAAAAACCAAUUCUUCGUAAAGUUGCUAAACCAAUGUCAACGGAGAGAUUACGCGCGAUGAGUGCCGCACCAAAUUUCAUGCCCAAAACGGGGCAUAAAAAUCCCGUAGAAAUGAAGAGAAAACUGUCGGAUGAUAGUAAUCAGGGUGUAAAAUCAAAUUUGAAUGGGACCGGUGGUGUAUUCGCGAAAAGUUGA
Molecule: messenger RNA, 1831 nt
Organism: Schistosoma bovis
Lineage: Eukaryota; Metazoa; Platyhelminthes; Trematoda; Strigeidida; Schistosomatidae
Source: the annotation of a GenBank genome assembly